AUCUGUACAAUUAAUUUAAACUUUUUCUUUUCUUCAGAACUGAAGCAUCAGCAGUACAUGAAAUCUUUUAUUUUAUUCCAUCUCUCUGUUCCAAAUGUUCUGCUGAAUUUGGAGUUCCCCUCUGAAGACUGCAGGCUAGGCAGCAUUAUAUUUUACCUGCUGAAGCUUCCAUAUCAGCAAUGAUGAAGGAUGCAAGUGCUACCCCGUACCCUUAUGAGCUGGUGCCAACUGAAAUGGAUAACUUGUCCCUGUUUUCCUGUAGCAAUGACUCUACUGGGAUUACCAGACUUUACCAGCCUUCUCCUGCAGCUGGGUGCAAUAGUUCAGUAUAUGGCUCUGAUCAAACACCACCAUUGCUGGUGGACGCAUGGCUAGUACCCCUGUUCUUUGCCCUUAUCAUGCUUGUGGGACUAGUAGGUAAUUCCCUUGUCAUAUAUGUCAUAAGUAAACACAGACAGAUGAGGACAGUAACUAACUUUUAUAUAGCCAACCUUGCCACUACAGAUAUCACCUUUCUGGUAUGCUGUGUGCCUUUUACUGCCACUCUUUACCCACUACCCAGCUGGGUAUUUGGAGAUUUCAUGUGCAGAUGUGUUAACUAUCUCCAGCAGGUCACUGCACAGGCAACCUGCAUAACCCUAACAGCUAUGAGUGUUGACCGCUGCUAUGUAACAGUCUAUCCACUGCAAUCCCUGCGCCACCGCACACCCCGAAUGGCCAUGGCAGUGAGUUUGGGUAUCUGGAUAGGCUCCUUUGUAUUAUCCAUUCCAUUUGCCAUGUACCAAAAGCUCAGCACUGGAUACUGGUAUGGACCUCAGACAUACUGCAUAGAAGCAUUCCCUACAGUUUUGCACCAGAAAGCUUUCAUAUUGUACACGUUUCUUGCUGUGUACCUGUUGCCCCUACUCACUAUCUGUAUCUGCUAUGCUUUUAUGCUGAAAAGAAUGGGCAGGCCUGUGGUAGAACCCAUCGACAACAACUAUCAGGUACAACUUUUGGCAGAGAGAUCCGAGGCAAUGAGGACGAAAAUUUCUAGGAUGGUUGUGGUGAUAGUUUUGCUCUUCACCAUCUGCUGGGGACCGGUCCAGCUUUUUAUCUUGUUUCAAGCUUUCGAUUCCAGUUUUGAGAAAAGUUACGAAACCUACAAACUUAAAAUCUUUGCUCACUGCAUGUCGUAUUCCAACUCCUCCAUCAAUCCGAUUGUUUAUGCUUUUAUGGGGGCCAACUUCAGGAAAUCUUUUAAGAAAGCUUUUCCUUUCAUAUUUAAGCAGAGAGUCGAAGGCACUGCCGGUGUUGUUGCUAACACUGAGAUGCACUUUGUUUCUUCUGGAACAUAGUCACCGUGAAAAAUUAAAUAGAAUUGCAAUAAAUAACACAUCAGAAUACUUAUUAAACUCUCCUAGAAAUUACAGUUCUAAGUUUGGGGUUCUAAGAAGCAAAUAUCAGGUGUAACUCAAGAUGUUAUUGUUUUUGCAAAUAUACAACUAACAAUAUGUUAAG
This is a messenger RNA of Xenopus tropicalis (tropical clawed frog), 1500 nucleotides long. RefSeq names its product G protein-coupled receptor 54 (gene kissr1b). Gene Ontology annotation, biological process: regulation of transport; G protein-coupled receptor signaling pathway; signal transduction. Gene Ontology annotation, molecular function: G protein-coupled receptor activity. The record is from RefSeq and is marked provisional. Gene Ontology annotation, cellular component: membrane; plasma membrane. NCBI's taxonomy places the organism in Eukaryota, Metazoa, Chordata, Amphibia, Anura, Pipidae.